UGCUUGUCCUGUGACAUCAAAGAGCUUUGCUCUGAGGACAUCAAUAAGACUGGCCACCUUGCUGUCAGUCCCCAGACCAACCCACCAUUCCUUGACAUUCCACCUUCCGCUGGAGAGAACCACCAGAAAAUGACAACUUCAGCUCUUCGGCUAAGAGAAGUCGCAUGGCAUCAGAGGAUUUCAUUGACUUAACUAGAGAAACCAGACCAAGGGCAAAGGAUCGAAAUGGACUCUGUGUGAUUGACCUGACAAGAAAUGAGGAAGAAAAUCGACCUAUUGCCACUCUUGAUUUGACUUUAGAACCUGUCACUGCCUCCCAAAAGGAGCCAGCCAGUCUUCAGACAGGUGCCAGCCUCUCCAACAAAGAGGUGAUAGAAAGCCGGGUGGACAGAAGCUCUCGGCCUACAGCACAGAGAAUCAUUAACAGUGUUCCUGUAGAUUUGGACCUGUUGGAAGAAACCACAUUUGAAGGUCCUCAACCCCCUACAUCCAUCAAUCAGGACUCUGUUUAUCCAGCAGAGCCAAAUUGUAGCUCAACCACAUUCAAAGGUGACCUCAGCUUCUUAGCAAGCCUACAGCUGUCCUCAGAUGUUAGCUCUUUCUCCCCAACAAGCAAUAAUGGUAGCAGCAGCAAUCAUAGGCCACUCUUGCCAUGCCUGCAGCAAGAUGUACCUUGCCCACCUCGAGCCUUGCCAUGCCUACUUCCAGCUUCACCAUGUCCACCACGAGCCUCCUCCUGCCCACCACGAGCCUUGUCAUGCCCAUCACAGACCACGCAGUGUCAACUACAAACUUUGCCUCACCCACCUCGAGAAGUGCCAUGCCCUCCUGAAGGUGUCCGAUGCCCUCAGUGGAGUAUGCCAAGCCGACCUCAAGAGCCAUCCUGGCAUCCUCAACACCCACCAAGCCCACCUCAAGACUCUCUGAGCCUACUACAAGAUGUACCAGGUCCACCUCAAAAGCUCUUCUAUCCACAAGACAUGGCACACCUGCAAGGCAUUCCAAAGUCACUGCAAGACAUGCCACAGUCAAUAGGAGAUGUACCACAGUCACAAGACAUGCCACUGUCACUAGGAAAUGUACCACAGUCUUCAGGUAAAAUGUCAAAGUCACCAGGAGGUGUGAUUGGUGAUAUACCACCAUUGGGAGAUAUACCACACUUACCAGAUGUGCUGCGCUCACCUGGUGACAUGCCAUGCUCACCAGGAGACUUGCUUAAUUUACCAGAAGACAGGCCUGACUCUCCUCAGAAUGAUGUACAGAAUUGUGAUGCUCCUAUGGAUAUCUCAGCUCCAUCCUCUCCAAGCUGCUCCCCCAGCCCACAGUCUCCACAGUCUGAAACUUCGUUAGAGAAAGUUCCUUGGCUUUCUGUCAUGGAAACACCAGCCAGAAAAGAGAUAUCACUGUCAGAGCCUGCCAACUCCGGGUCUACCCAGGUACAAGCACGAACACUGCAAGGUGGGCUAUACAACAAACCCUGCCUACACAGACUGAAGUACUUCUUACGACCUCCAGUACAUCACCUCUUCUUCCAGACACUAAUACCUGAUAAAGACACACGAGAGAGCAAGGGUCAAAAGUUAGAACCCAUCCCUCCUCGAAGACUAAGAAUGGUAACAAACACCAUUGAAGAAAACUUCCCCCUGGGGACUGUGCAGUUUUUGAUGGACUUCGUAUCACCCCAGCAUUACCCACCUGGAGAUAUUGUGGCUCAUAUUAUCCAGAAAAUCCUGCUCAGUGGCUCUGAGACUGUGGAUGUCCUCAAGGAGGCCUACAUGCUUCUCAUGAAAAUUCAACAGCUGCAUCCAGCCAAUGCUAAGACAGUGGAGUGGGACUGGAAACUGCUCACAUAUGUCAUGGAAGAAGAGGGUCAAACUCUGCCUGGGCGAGUCCUUUUCCUGCGUUAUGUAGUACAGACCCUAGAAGAUGACUUUCAGCAGAUCCUGAGGAGACAGCGGCAGCACCUGCAACAAUCUAUUGCAAACACUGUGCUGUCCUGUGACAAGCAGCCCCACAAUGUCAGAGAUGUUAUUAAGUGGCUGGUCAAAGCAGUAACUGAAGAUGGGAAUCAAACUUCUUCAGAAACAGGAAUCUUAAAGGCCAGCGGUGGACAUCCUUCUCCCCAGUCUAACCUGACCAAGAAUACCAAUCAGUUGAUUGUGUGCCAGCUUCAGAGGAUGCUGUCCAUAGCUGUAGAGGUGGAUAGGACUCCUACCUGCAGCUCCAAUAAAAUUGCUGAGAUGAUGUUUGGGUUUGUGCUGGACAUCCCUGAAAGGAGUCAAAGAGAGAUGUUCUUUACUACCAUGGAAAGCCACCUUCUGCGCUGCAAAGUGUUAGAAAUCAUAUUCCUGCACAGCUGCGAGACACCCACCCGCUUGCCCUUGUCUCUGGCCCAGGCCCUCUAUUUUCUGAACAAUUCCACAUCACUACUCAAGUGUCAGUCAGAUAAAACCCAGUGGCAGACUUGGGAUGAGCUGGUCGAGCAUCUGCAGUUUCUGUUGUCCAGUUAUCAACAUGUUUUAAGAGAGCACCUACGGAGUUCAGUGAUUGAUCGAAAAGACUUAAUAAUCAAAAGGAUUAAGCCCAAGCCCCAACAAGGAGAUGACAUCACAGUGGUGGAUGUGGAGAAGCAGAUUGAGGCCUUCCGCAGUCGCUUAAUCCAGAUGCUGGGGGAGCCUCUGGUCCCUCAACUGCAAGACAAAGUGCACUUGUUGAAGCUUCUGCUCUUCUAUGCUGCGGACUUGAACCCUGACACAGAGCCUACUCCGAAGCACUAGAGCAGCCCUAAGGGCCUUCUAAGCACUGAGCACCAAGAAUACCUCUUGAACUUGUCUUCAACUACUUAAAAGCUCCGAAAGUAUGAACAGUAGUAAAAAUCUCGCAGGACCAAACCUAUCUUAUUUAUCUGUAGGCUGUAGUCACUUUCUGACUCUUUAGCAUCUCUCUCUUUUUUUGAUAAUCCUAUCCUGGCCUAUUCUCAAAUAUGGCUUAAAUAUACAAGGUGUAUAUAUUUUUUAAUAAAUUAUUUAUCUAUACUUUUUUUGAAACAGGUAACACUAUAUGCACUCUGUUUAACAUUUCCAUUCAAGAUGUGAGAGAGAAGAAUCCCUCUGAUGAACAAACUGUAUGUCAGUGUUAUUCAAGUAACUGAGAGCCUGUUUCUGGAAAAACAUUUGUUUUUCCUAACAUUAUCUAUUAGACCUUUUAUAUUGCCUAUGAAUUUGACUUUGUGGCCAGUCUAUUAAGAUCUAAUGUAACAAAAGGGGACAAAGAAACAGAAGGAUAGAGUGUGUUAUAAAACAUUUGAUGUUAAAAAGAUACAAUAAAAAGGCAAUGGUUUUUCAAAA
Marmota flaviventris (yellow-bellied marmot) is the source of this 3347-nucleotide messenger RNA. RefSeq names its product SUMO interacting motifs containing 1 (gene Simc1). NCBI's taxonomy places the organism in Eukaryota, Metazoa, Chordata, Mammalia, Rodentia, Sciuridae. Gene Ontology annotation, molecular function: SUMO polymer binding. The record is from RefSeq and is a predicted model, not a curated record.